Messenger RNA from Euleptes europaea (tarantolino), 622 nucleotides. It is a transcript of the gene COMMD9, whose product is annotated as COMM domain containing 9. NCBI's taxonomy places the organism in Eukaryota, Metazoa, Chordata, Lepidosauria, Squamata, Sphaerodactylidae. The coding region runs from base 1 to 597 and encodes 198 amino acids. The record is from RefSeq and is a predicted model, not a curated record. The transcript has 6 exons.
AUGGCUGCGCUGGACGGAGAGCAGUUUGCUGCGCUUCAGAUCUUGCUGAAAGCUUCAAAAAAAGAUGAAGUCCGGCACCUAUGCCAAGAGUGCUUUUUGAGUUCAGCCAGUGGUUCAGAGAAACUGAUUGAAGGUACCUGUUCCACUCUCUCAGUGGCACCAGAUGAAGCUAAGCAAUUGAUCUGUUCUUUGCACAACCUUUCAAGGCAUGUUGUGCAUCGGGGCCUGACCUCUCCAGAAGAAAUUCUCUCCCUUUUUCCAGAAGGCUUCCACCAGAACCUUAAAAACCUUCUGACCAAGAUAAUCCUGGAAAAUUUAUCUGCCUGGAGAAAUGAAGUACAGGCUAGUCAGAUUUCCCUACCCCGGCUGAUUGAUAUGGACUGGCGAGUGGACAUCAAGACUUCCUCAGACAGUGUCAGCAGAAUGGCUGUCCCCACCUGCCUGCUACAGCUGAAGAUUCAGGAAGAUGCUGCCUUAUGUGGGAAUGACCUCGCAACCUCUGCACUGACAAUAGAGCUGAAUAAACAAACAGUGGACACGAUGCUCGAUGGCCUGGGGAGGAUUCGUGACCAGCUUUCAGCUGUUGCAAAUAAGUAAUCCUGCAGGUGGGGACUUCUCAUUC